This is a messenger RNA of Toxoplasma gondii ME49, 11029 nucleotides long. RefSeq lists its product as hypothetical. The record is from RefSeq and is a predicted model, not a curated record. Lineage: Eukaryota; Apicomplexa; Conoidasida; Eucoccidiorida; Sarcocystidae. The transcript is spliced from 13 exons. The coding region runs from base 1123 to 6804 and encodes 1893 amino acids.
CUUUUGCUGGUUUUUCGAGGAAGCCACGCGAGUCUUUCCUGGUUUCAGGCAGACAGCGAAAACACGACGGAAUUCCUUUCUUCUCCACAAAAACUUCCUCUGGGCGUCUCUACACACCGGAGUGUCGGGGAGGAGGAAAACGGGCGCCGCGCGCUUCUGGAAAGCGAAAGAGAAGAAUGCGAGUUUUCUCGAAGGAACACUCGGCACCUUCUUCGACUUUUCCUCAGUCGUCUUCGUCGCAAAAAACACGAAUGCUCCGUUCUCUGUGUCCCCGACUUCCUGGUGUAUGUACACCUCAAGACUGCCGUUUGCGCGAAACACGCGAAGCACCAGUGAAUUUUUGGACUGCGCAGCAAAACGCGUGCGUUCUUCGCUUCUUUCCCUUUCUUUCUUCCUUUCCCCUCGUCCUCCUUCUUUCUCGGCUUUCUUCUUCUCUCCGCGCGAGCGAAAGGGGGAUUUGUACACCCUCUGGCCCACCUUGCGCAGACGUUGUCUACGCAGUCCAAGGCGCUUCUCCUCUUGGAACUGAGAGAGCUACGUGGCAGACGCGGAAUUCUGAAAGCAUCCUUCAUUGGUUUCUCCCUCCGUUUCCUUCUCCGUACAUCUGUCGUGUUCUCUGUGUCUGCUUUGAGACUAUCAGUGGUGCUUGACAAGCCGCUGCCCUCUCCUCCUCCUCCUCUGGCUUGGCUGUUGCAUUUGGCUGCAUGCGGUUUGCUCCUCCAGGGAAACUCUGUCUCUGUCGUUUCUCGCGUCUCUCGCCUGCGUUCUUCACUCUCUUGCCUCCUCUACUCUUCCUCUCUUUGCCUUCUGAGCCUUCCUUGGUCCUCUCCAUCCGCUCUCGUCUUCCUCCCCGCUCUUCAUCCUCUCUUGCCUUCUUCGCAUCUCCUCCCGGUCUCCUUCUGCUGUCUUCAGCCGUAUUCUUCGUCUCCGUCUGCCCGGCAGCAGCUGCUGCAUCAGAGACGCGCCACCUUCUUCACUCCGCCUCGUUCGUUUUCCUCCUCGCUUCCUCUUCUCUCGUCGCGUCUCUGUCGCGUCUGCUUCGCCGUCUCCUUCCCCAGUUCUCCUUAUCAUUGCUCUCCUCUUCCCUUUCCUUGUCUUCUCCUUCUCUGCUUUUCUGACAACAUGGGGAACGAAGUGGCAUCUCACCAAGGCGCCUCCGUGUCUCCCUCUCACGCUGUCAGAGGCCUCGAGAGAAGCGAGAAGGGUGAUCAGAGACAGGACGGCGCUGGGCUCGACUUCCAUCCGUUCCUUCUUCCGCGAAGGACCAUGCCCUGUUCGACGCGGUCGUCGCUCUGCUCCGCGGAGCUUCCAGCUGCGGCGGCGGUUCUGAAUGGUCAAUAUCCGUUUCUUCUUUUUGCUUCCGCCGAUCACCUCAUCCCCCUCGAAGCGGCGGUCGCGAAUUCUCUGUCCUCCUCUGCCUGCGCGUCCACCGCCUCUUCCUCUUCCAAAGACAAUACGAGGAAGAAAGAGCAGCGGAAAAAGGGAGGAGAACGUGGAGAGGCAGGAGAACACGGAGGAGAGGGAGAAGAGAAUCCACUGUUGUCUCUGUUGUCGUUCGAUGGGUCGGGAUCGUUUCCUCGCACAGAAGCGGCACUGGACGUUUCGACGUACAACGUAGCGUUGCUGCGCGAGGCGCUUCGCGCUGGCCCUCAGGGUCGCACAGGCCGGGAGAAAGGAGACAGUCUCCUCGCCUGGCCUUCACCGUUCCCCGCGUUCCUGCCGCCAGGCCGCGCCAUCGACACGAAUCAACUUUUCGUCGCGUACGCCGUCAAGGGAGGCGUCCGAGUCAUGCCCAUCGUCGGCAGCGCAGACGGUGGAGUCGAGGAAACCUACAAGGCUCCGCUGUACGUACCGCCGACUCUGAGUGCGGGACCGCCGCAGGCAAAACCUUCGGCGGUCUCCGUUGCUUUGUAUCAAGGGACGAAACCUCAGUUUCUGCUGGUCUCUGACUCAAACAAUCUCGUCUCCAUCUUCAAGCUGGCGCCUCCAGUUUCUGCCGGCUCAAGAGGCUCGUCUGGUGGGGCCUCGUCGUUCCUCCUUCUUCAGCUGCCCAAGCCGGAAGAACCGCUCGCGCAGGUGUCUUCAGCCGGUGCAGCUAGCCAGAGUGUCUCUUCAGCUAGCCAGAGUAUGUCUCCGAUUUACGUGGCGUGGGUUCCGCCUGCCGCAGGGGGCUUGCAGGAGGAGGCUGCUCAGCCUGGGCGCGAGCAGAGUUGCGGCCUCGGUAGCACGGACGUUUACUUCGUCACAGUCCAGAGACACCAAGUGAUUCUCUGGAGUCUUCCCGUCUUGCGGAGCUACUGCAUCUCGAAAAACAUCAAGUUCGAUGAACAACCGCUCCUGGUCGACGACGCCGUGGUGAGCUGCUGCGCGUGUGUCCUGCCCCUGCGGGACGCGUGGGCGUCUGCGUCGGAGCUGGAGAAGCUCCGAGGGGAGUCUUCGCUGUCGCACGCCGGCUCCGGUUUCUCUUCCUUCUUCGCGUCCCCCGCGCUGCCUUCCGACAACUUGCCGCUCUUCGCGCUCCCUCCCUCCUCCUCCUUCUCCUUCUCCUCACCCUUCCUCAAACGACCCGCAGCGAGUCAACACCCAGGCCUCUUCGCAGACGGUCGCCUCUCCGAAGCCGAGACGCUGUCUGUCCAAGCGGUCUCGUUCUGUCCAGCGUCUCGCUCGGUCCUCGUCGCGUUCAACCGACGGUGCGUCGCUGCCUGGCGCAUUGAGCCGUCGCACAACAAGGUUCCGCGGAUUUCGUUGAUCGGCGCUCAGUUCGUUCCCCGCUCUCCGGUGCCUCCCGGAAUGAGUCAAGUGGCGGCAUCGGUGUUAGGACGACCUCUGCCUGGUCUGUCCGAGGCAGACGCUUCUGCCUCUGCUGGACCUUCAGGGAUGGGGGCGCCUUCGGUCGCGCCGCAGAACGAAAAGGCGUUCAAUCCGUUCGACGCAUUUCUCGUCCAAGCUGCUUCAGCGUCCUCGGCGGGCAGCGGCAGUUGCGAGGCGAAGAAGCCUGAAGAAAAGGAGACCCGCGACACGCAGGGCGAGGAACUCCUGUCGACUCUCACGGCCAUCACCUCGCUGAACGUCCUGUACGCAACGGUGUAUCCGCGCGAAGAGGAGGGCGGAGAAACGAGCACAGGACAGAGCGAAGGCGUCAAGGAGAAGACACUGGAGGCGGACAAACAGGUGGAGACAGGUCCGACGGAGGACAGAGGUCGGCAAAUGCCGUUUCUCCUCGUCGGCACAGCAAACAAUUCGUGUCUGCGCGUCUUCCCUCUCUUUCUCUCGCGCCAAGACUUGAGUGCGAAUCCCUUCUUCCCUUCUCAAAGGCCGCUGCCUCUCCUCUUCGGCUCAGCUGUACAGACACUGCGCCUCGACGCCGCGGCCGCGCCGAACGGGAGCCGUACAGCCUGCGUCGGGGCCGGCGAGGACAAAGCGGCAAGGCCUUCGACGGCAGGCGUCUUGUCCGAACUGCCUUGGGCGUUUGUGCGCGUCGACGCCGCGAGACACGCGGUCCUCUGGAGUGUGGCAGGCUGUGGAGCCCCGCAGCGCCUUACUCGCGAGGCGGCGACGCCGGAGGCGCCCGGCGGCCAGCAGGCGGGAGAGGGGAAGCCGAGCGGCGACGCGGAAAGGCGAGAUGGGGAGGCUCCGGCCUGCGACGUCCUGCAAGCAGACGGCCGGGCGGGGCCUCCGGACUCAGCCAGAGAAGGUGACAGCAGCAAAGACUCGUUCGUCUUUGUCUUGGAGGUGAACCAGCGAAUGCUGCACAGGACGGAGGGGAGGGCAGAGAGCGCGUCGGAGCGCGAUGGGGGAGAGGAGGAGAAGGCAAGCCUCGUCCACAGAGCUGCGCAUUUGCCGCUGCCUUCGAUGCUCGUCCUCCCGUCUCAGUUCCCCGUGAAAAACAUCUCCUCGGUGUUCUCUCUGUACUCGGCGUCGGGCACCGGGGCUCGCACCGGCCGGCGCCGGAGCGUCUCCGGAAAGUCCUCGCCUUCUCUGUCCUUCGCCUCCUCUUCGGACUUCGAGGCCGUCGAAACGCUCGGCGCAGGAGAAGUCGCUCUCUACAGCUUCUUCGUCAAGCAGGCAGACAAAAAACACGAAGGCGGCAAGUACGACCUCGUCCAAGGCCACUCGCACCGCACUCUCCAGCAGCUGUACAGACACCCAAGCAUCCAGUGGGCGUCUCUCGACGCCUUCGCCCUCCCUGCAGCCGCCCACCUCACAAGCACUGCGGACGCUGCCGCGCUCGUCGAAGAAAGGCGGCGAAGAGCAGGAAGCCCCCGACUCAGCCAAGACGAUGUCAACCGCAAGGACGACGAAAAGAAGGAAACGAAGAAGCAGGAAGAGCACAAGCAGGAGCAUGGCAUUGAAGGAGAGAGGGAGUCACGCAGCGCCUCAUCUUCGUCGCUGGUUGAGCAGGUGGCGAACGCGUCGAGGUCAGGUAUCGGUGGCGAUAGAGAAAAGAAGAGCGAGGCUCUGGUGAGACCCGCAGCUGUCUCCGCGCCGCCGCUUGCAAGUCAAGCUGGAGCCUCUGGAGUCAGCGCCACGCCUCGGUCGAAGGAGGAGGCUUCUCGGGAGAUCCUCAUGAGGCUGUUGGGCAAGACGGCGCUGCCGAAUCUUUCCUCUUCAUCCGCUUCCUCUCCCCCUGCUCCAGGUGCUGUGUCUCUCUCUUCAGCGCCUGUCUCCGCCCCGGACUGUGGGGCAGGAGCCGAGCCCGAAGAGACACGAGCGAGAGGCGCAGAGAACAAGGCUCGAGAAGGCAAGGAGACAGGUUCGUCUCUGGACGCCGUCCCCUCGACUGCAUUCGGCAAGGAGGACUCCAGCGCGCUGUUCGCCGAGAAGAAGGAAGGGAAGGAGAAAGAAAGCAAGCGGCAGGAGGCAGCGAGGAAAGAAGGUUCCACGGCGAGGAAUUCGUCGGGAGGGAAAGAGGCGGAGGAGAAGCAAGCCGGUGGGUGUCAGGCGUCGCCAGUUCUCGCCGCUCAGCCCCUGACGACAGCAGGAGAGAAAGACGCGUUCGACAGAGAGGGAGAGCGAAGUGGCAGUGCCAAGCGUGCAGCGCACAAGAAAGCCAGGGGAGAGGAGAGAGGACAAGAGAAAUGCGCCGCGCAUGCAUACAAGCAAACCCCCGAGACGAAACCCUGUGGAGGCGAAGACUUCACCGAGUUGACUCGGCCUUCCUUCGCUUCUUUGGAGGCCUCCGUUCUUGAGAUCCUUGCCCUCCUCAAAGCCGGCGGGAACCAGAAGCAGGCACGAAGUGAAGAAGGCCUGUUGGCUUUUGCGCAGGCAAGCGGCAGCCAUUCCGAGACAACAGAGAAGGACGAAACAGUCAAGAAGGCAGUGGACGAGGCUCUCCGGCGGCUUAUCCGCGCUGUGGAAGACGGCCUUCUCAAGUCUCUGGCCCCCGAGCUGGCGGCGCAGGUUGCAGCCUCUCUCGUCUCCUCGGGUGCACUCCCGUCGGAGGCGCUGCGUCUGCAGAAUCAAGGCGCGAAGAGCGAGGACCCCAUGGGCAGUGAGAAGCAAAAGGAAAUGCUCAGGGCUGUGCUCGCCCCCGUAGUCAGUGCAGAACUUGGAAGUCUCUUCUCGGAGCAUGUCGUCCCUGGUCUCAAAGAAGCGGUUCGCGCAGGCCUCGCAGAUGUCAAAGCUGUGGUGGCAACUAAACUGGCCGAGGUUCGGCGGCUUUCGGCUGCGGAGGUCGCGGCAGUGGAUCGCAGCAUCCAGCAAGUUCACGGAAGUCUGCAGCAGAGUUUUCAGCGCAUGCAGAAGCAGCUCGAAUGCCAGGCGCCCCUCCAGCGACAAAACAGCCUCAGCGCCGAGACGGUCGACUCUAUGAGGCAGAACUUGGCCGCUCUCGAGGAAGGCCUCAAGGCGCAGUCCGAGGCUGUGAUGAAGGCCGUCGAGGGCGUUUCUCAAACGCUCGUUGCCUUGCAGAGGCAGCAGAGCCAAUACCAGACGCAAGUGACCCAGCAGCUUCAGCAGCAGCAGCGAGAACUGCAGGCGCAGAAGCAAAAGGUGGAACAAGUCCCUCAGGCGUUCCGACAGCUGCGCGCGGAUUUCCGUGCCGAUUUGAGCAAAACCGAGCAAACGCUGAAGGAGCGCUCGGAGGCUCUCGCGGCCUCUGCUGCGGCUGCUGCGGUCUCCGCUGCUUUGGGCUCCAGUCCCCAUGCGCCCGGCGCUGCGGCCGCAUUGGGCUCCACGACCGUGGUCGCGGCCGCAGCGGCUGGGGCGGGGCCUAGCGGCAGCCGAAGCGAGACAGGAGGGGAUGUUGGAGGCGCAGGAGAAAGGGGCGAGAGUGGCCGGACGCGCAGAGAAGAAAGCGAAGAAGAGAAGCUGAAGAAGCGGCUUCUCCACUGUCUCCAGACGCAAAACUUCGAGGAGGCCUUCUCGCUGUCAAUCGCCGCAGAUCUCCAACAGUCCACCGGAGGCUGUUGGCUUUUGUCCAUCUGCUCUUACUUCUCGCCCUCCCAGUUCUUCGAGAGAGAUCCCCUUCCUAUAGGGCAGCCUGCGUUGCUGGGGACGGUGAAGAUUCUGUCGGAGGGCCUGAAGGCGGACCUGCGCGAGCGGAAGCGGGCGGCAGUGGAGCAGCGCGUCGCGUGGAUUUCCGAGGCUCUCUUUCAAGUAGACGGACCGAUGCCGCAGAUUGGACGCUCCGACUUCCUUGACCUGGUCGACGAGUUCAGAACGAAUCUCACUUGGGCUCAACAGCAUGUCCAGAAGGAAGGCGACCGCGAUCGUUUCACGCAGCCCAUCGAAGAGGGCCUUGCCCUCUCUCUCAAGCAACUGAAGAGAUUGCAGCGAACAGCUGAAGCCUCCCGUGCAUCCUGAAAGCGCCCUCCCUCUUCCGGCCGUUUUCCUACUCCCUGCAAUCUUCUUGUUGCGAUUCACAAAAAUGUUCUCGAUCCGAUAAAGUGCCCCACUGUCUUUGCUGGAAUUGCCAUUGUCUCUGUGUGUGUUUUUCUUCCCCAUGUCGGCCAGAAGUGACCUUAUGUGCAUACAGCCACCGGCGAUCAGUAUAUCCCGGUAUCUACAUCUGGAUGUUUAUGUAUUCCGAGGGCGUUCGUGUAUAUUUAUCUAUUUGAAUGUAUGUGUGCGGUGAGGGUGGGGUAUGUGUGGUCGAGUUCAGCCGCUUUUGGGCUGUGGAUCGUGGGAGCGGGUCUAAGGGCGCUGUGGUGUCUCGGAAGGAGAGGUUUUGCAUGCAGUUCGUGAACGGUUUGCCUUCAGAGAAGACACAGAAAAGCGACCGAUUUUACUGUUCUGGCUGCAUUUUUCCCUGCUGACAAGGAACCGAUUUCAAACCAAUCUUCAUGCGCGCAUGCAAAGGCACACAUCCCUAUUGCGUGCUUAGCCAAAGCUGCACACACACACACAGCGAGCAUACACACAUGCGUCCCAAAACAUUCAUACUUACACGUACAUAUAGGGGACUCUUCGUCGGACGAAAACAGCGUCGCUGUCCGUCUAUACACGUUGCUGACCAAACAGAAUACCGACGGGGCACGAGCUCGAAGGGGCACUCGAGUUCUGACGUUCUCGGAAUGCGUGCACCGUGAUCCCCACGUGGAGAUCCUAAAACCUUCUGUAGGCAUAUACGAAGUCUGUCGGGUGGAAUGACAGCUGUCUACGCAGGAGAACGCGAAUCGAUUUCCAUUUCGCUUUGCUUUUAUGUCGUUUCCGGACCGCACUGCUUCUCUAGCAAGGUUCGUGCACCGUCUGGCCCUGAUGCCAGUCAGCUGCUUCGACGACGACGAUAUGUACCGAGACAGAGUCUCCUCCACACAAGAACCGAAGGUCCUACUCUCUCUAGCCCGUAUCAGAAGUACAUGCAGGUGCCUUAACACAGAGAUGUCUUUCAAUGUGAGCAACCUCGUCUGUUUAUACAAGAAUUGCAAGUUGAAUUGAGAGAACGUUCUCACUGCUGCGGUCGCCACGUGUGCUGAGGAUAGGAGAUACAAGAACGAGCAAGACUUGCGGUGUUGUGGAGACGCGUGUACGGUCCAGAGCCAAUCUUUUAUUCUUCCCGUGUUAUGCGUUGCAGUCCUUUUGGGGGCAUCGGCAUGCGUCACGUUCAAGUCCGUCGAUACGGAAAAAAAAGUAUCCACUUUGCCGAGAAGGCAGCCUACGUCGUGGAAUGACCUAUUCAACCGGGACUUUCAGAUCCGCGCCUCUGACUUGCAAUCCUUCCAAGAGAAGAGACAACUCCCCCUAUGAUCACGUGGCACCCGCAAGCUUCGACACAUCCGAGCUGUCGUCGGCAGAUGGCACCCCAUAGAAAGCGUGUGCGGAUGUCAAAUGUCUGCUGAGGCAAGAAAAACGUCGGGGCUCCCGCGUGGGCAUAAGAGCGGAAGAAUCGUUUCAGAGCUUUCCCAAGCUCCAGUAAAUAAGUGAGAACCCAGACUGACGAUUCUCAGCCACGCGACAAGCAGAACGAUGGGCAAGUCCGGUGAGAAAGAAGCAUGCCCGGCUGCACUGCCCGAAGAGCGAGCGCUUGCCGAAACACGAAGUUCUCAGUAUCCGCACAUCUCCAGCUUGUGCACAGGACUUCCACGCUUCCUAACUGCUCAGUAGAAAGGUCCUUUGCCGCCGGGAGAGGACACACACCUGCUUAACCUUGCUCUCCGUCCUCUCAUUUUUUCGAAACUCCCCAGUUACCCAACCCCACUGUACUCCCCGUAGUGACUCAUAUGUCUCUUUCUGUGUUCUUCCUUCGCAAGAGGAGAAAAGCGUACGCUUCUAGAGGGCUGCAAAUGGGGCGCGAGCGCAGGCGUCUCGGCGGCACCUUGCUUACUGUGUAUGAGGAUGGACCAAGUAGGGAUUAAAUUGGACAUACGGGUUGCACAGGAGCAUCUAUUUUUUCGUAACAUAUACCCAUUAAAGGAGAGGGAUAUGUGUUUACCAAGGACAAGAACCACUUUUAUGAGCCGCAUGGCGUGUGCGAGCGUCCGGUGGGAUGCGGUUUGUCGAGCCGGCGGAUGCAGAGUCUUCAGGGUAGGUGGGCCACGAGUGUUGGGUACGUGCUCGAAUUCUUGUAUGUCACCGUGGACGACGGGGCGCGCGGGAGACACGAACCGUGCGAGUGGCGGACAGCGUUGUGGCCGCAUGAGGCGCACUAGCCUCGCUUCCGACGGGACAUUCAGGAAGCGUCUGUAGGGAUACGGUGUAAGUUACCAUGCGGGGAGGGGGCAUACGAGUGAGGAGGCGGUCUGAGAAGAGCAGGUGACAGAGCAAUAGGGUGGACGCCUCCAGUGGUGAGCCGGCAUGUGUGAAGGGGAACGGCACGGCCCUCUUUUCAGCAUGUCAGUUGGAAUAUCAGUGGGCAAGAACGUAGAGGAUAGAACAUGCAGAGUGAACCAGCGGUUGCUGCGAGACUGUUCCAAACAGGGUGCCGUUUGUGUGGUCUCCAGGUUGUCUUGUCGCGGCAUUGUGCACUGCAGAUGUGGAUUGUGGUUGGAGGGAAGAUGGUGGUUGGCCAAGUUGGUGAUGUGAAAAGUUCCGUUGUGACGUUGUCAUAUAGUUCAACCACAAGGAACGGGAAAGCGGGCGGUCUGUAGAGAUUUUCGGGUUAUUGCCCCAGCGUGGGCAUUUUGGACAGGUAGAUGUUGGUACGAGGGCCCCAACACCAGGGCGCCACACACUGUGAUGUUGCCGUGACACCACGUUCUGUGUUUGCGUCGAAAGAACUCUACGGCGUGGCAUCGAGAACUUGAGGCUCGAAAGGCCUCCGUUGCGCGUGCCGACAGCAGGAAAUAAGGCGAGUGUGACUUAUUGGUGGCAGGUGAGGAAUGGAAAGGCGUCGGGGAAGCAGUGUCGGGCUCAGGGACAAGUGUUGGCACGAGGAGUGGAGUCGAGCCAAUCGUCCGGUGACAGUUGCAGGCGAAAAACUGAGAGGACCCGAACCGAUUUUGUGUCUGAAUGACUACCGCGUUAGCAACGUCGCCGCUUCAGCGAGACGAGCGAUACCGUGGAGGCAAUAUGGCGUAUGUCUCUGCCAGAGCUCACCAGUGAUUAUUCCUACGCAGUCUUGAGGUGUUUACUCAUGAGGACUCAUGAGGAGGGGUUCCCGACGAAGGCGUCAGCUUGGCCAAGGGUAAGAGGACGAGCUUGAUAACCAAAUUCGAGGUGUCGAUACGUGUUUUGUGUUCGCAGCGAUACGAAAGCUGAGACGGUGGAGACGAGACCACCUGGUCACAGAAACUAUCGUGGAAUCUCGAGCUGCAUGCUUGUCUUCCCUGCGAGUGUCCGUAUUUCGUGACAUGAACUAUUAUGCCAUCGUGAUGAGUUCCAACAUCUGUACAGUCUGCUGCAUGGUCAGAAGGGGCGCCGCUUUGUGCCGAUCGCUCCGAGGCGCUGUAACUGGCAGAAGUGUGUGUUCUGCAAGAGUCGCUGUCACGUGCAGCGUUGAGCAAAUAUGAGAACAGAUAAUGUUAGGUUCCCCUCACGGCAGCGGGUGCUACUUCUCACCACGGACACCCCGAUACGGAUCGCCCCUCUGGAAAUUUAAAGUGAGACGAUGAGGCACCUUAAUCAUAUCUUUGUUGAUUUACUGUUUCCGCGUUCUUUGUUGCCUUCGACCUACAUCAUCUAUCGUAGGAGUGCCGCAGUUUCUUGCGGGAUAGGCACCAGUAGACAUCGAAAUGAAUCAAAAUAACGUGGAAUCUGCUGUCGAAGCCGGAGGACGCCACUUUUAUGGUUUCAAGAUGCCACGCGAGUCCAGGGAAUACCACAUCAGACGCUACAGGAAAGCCAAGCGUCUUUGUGGUUUUUCUUGUUAUGGUCGAUGAUCGACGAAGUGGUGCCCAGAGCGAAUGAUGUGCAUUUUCGUGGAUGGUGAUGAUGGCCGCUGGCGUCCCCUGCUAUGCAUCGAUACUUAUGUCGGUGACUUGCUGUAGUUGCGUGUGGAUGACAGUGCUUCUCUCAUCAUUCCUAUGGGCACUUUUUCCGGCGAGGCACCUGUUCUCGUGUGACGUAGCAUUACGUGGGAUCAGAUACAUUGCUUGAAGCAUGUGGCCGAGCAACAACCACCACAUGGCAUGCUGACGGCUAUCCAAUACAA